Messenger RNA from Nicotiana tabacum (common tobacco), 856 nucleotides. The record is from RefSeq and is a predicted model, not a curated record. NCBI's taxonomy places the organism in Eukaryota, Viridiplantae, Streptophyta, Magnoliopsida, Solanales, Solanaceae.
AGGAAGAGGUAGAGGUAGAGGUAGAGGUCGAGGCAGAAGAAGAGGAGAUCGUGGAGCCAGGGAUUCCAGCAGGAAUUUCAAAACCAAUAAUGAUCAAUCUCAAGGAAAAUGUAGAGGUAGAGAUCAUGACAAAUCCAAGGUAGAGUGCUAUAGAUGUCAUAAUUUCGGUCAUUAUGCAUCUGAAUGUUAUACUCGUCUGCCUAAUGACAAAGAAAGGGAGGAGAAGUCUAAUUUUGCUGAGAACAAUGAAGGAGAGACCUUGUUGAUGGCAAUUCAAGUAGAAAAAGAACCCGAGCGAGAUGGUUGGUAUUUGGACACAGGUUGCAGUAAUCACAUGAGUGGAAGUAAGUCUUGCUUUUCUUAUUUAAAUGAAGGCUUCCGUUCUAAAGUUAUCUUUGGUGAUUGUUCUACUAUGGAUGCAACUGUAAAAGGUGACAUUAAAAUUAAAUCCAAGAACGGUUUUGAAGAAAUAAUCUCAGAUGUGCUAUAUGUUCCGACUUUAAAAAGUAACCUGUUGAGUGUUGGUCAAUUGAAAGAAAAUGGAUAUUUUCUUAUGAUUGGAAAUGGUGUAUGUGAGAUUUAUAGCCCUACGAGAGGUGCUAUAACUGUUGUAAAAAUGAGUUCAAACAGGUUAUUUCCCUUGAAUACUGAGAGUACUCAAUCUUGUUUGAAAGCGAAAAUAAAAGAUUCUUCAUGGUUGUGGAAUUUUAGAUAUGGUCACUUGGGUUUUGGUGGACUAAAGACACUUCAUCAGAAGAAUAUGGUGUCUGGACUUCCAAAAAUUGAUAUUCCAUCUCAAGUAUGUGAGGAAUGUGUUGUUAGCAAACAACAUCGUGUUAUUAUUCUGUAUUUGUAA